AUGAAUGGAGAAGUCGUUGGGUAAACUCCAAGCACAAGUCUGACUACGGAGAGUGGAAACUAACCGCAGGAGACUUUUAUGGAGAUGCUGCGACGGACAAAGGCCUACAGACAAGCCAGGAUGCGCGCUUCUAUGCAGCCUCUGCCCGGUUUGAGCCCUUUAGCAAUGAGGGCAAGACUCUUAUCAUCCAGUUCACAGUCAAGCAUGAGCAGAAGAUAGACUGUGGGGGUGGAUACGUGAAGGUCUUCCCCUCAACACUGGAUCAGACUGCAAUGCAUGGAGAUUCUCAGUAUUACAUCAUGUUUGGCCCUGACAUCUGCGGCUACAGCACCAAAAAGGUCCAUGUCAUCUUCAACUACAAGGGCGUUAAUCACCUCAUCAAGAAGGAGAUCAAGUGCAAGGAUGACGAGCUGACACAUCUGUACACCCUGAUCCUGAACCCGGAUCAGACCUAUGAGGUGAGGAUCGACAACGAGAAGGUGGAGUCUGGCACUCUGGAGGAGGACUGGGACUUCCUGCCAUCCAAGAAGGUCAAGGACCCAGAGGCCAAGAAACCCGAGGACUGGGACGACCGCGCCAAGAUCGACGACGCCGAAGACGUGAAGCCAGAGGACUGGGACAAAGCAGAAAACAUCCCUGACCCCGAUGCCAAGAAGCCGGAGGAUUGGGACGUGGACAUGGAUGGAGAAUGGGAGCCGGCCAUGAUCCCCAACCCCGAAUACAAGGGAGAAUGGAAACCCAAGCAGGUGGACAAUCCCGACUACAAAGGAGCGUGGGUGCACCCCGAGAUCGACAAUCCCGAGUACAGCGCUGAUGCAGCCAUUUACAAGUUUGACGACAUUGGAAUCCUGGGCCUGGACCUGUGGCAGGUCAAAUCUGGCACCAUUUUCGACAACUUCCAGAUCACAGAUGAUAUCAAGGAGGCAGAAGACUUUGCCACCGAGACAUGGGGAGCCACAAAGGAACCAGAGAAGAAGAUGAAACAAGACCAGGAUGAGCUGAAGCGGAAGGAGGAGGACGAGAAGACCAAGGAGCAGGACGCUGAGGCCGAAGACGAAGUCGACAACGACAUCGACGACGGGCGAUGA
Messenger RNA from Gadus chalcogrammus (walleye pollock), 1088 nucleotides. Its product is annotated as calreticulin-like. The record is from RefSeq and is a predicted model, not a curated record. Lineage: Eukaryota; Metazoa; Chordata; Actinopteri; Gadiformes; Gadidae. The coding region runs from base 273 to 1088 and encodes 271 amino acids. Gene Ontology annotation, biological process: protein folding. The transcript is spliced from 8 exons. Gene Ontology annotation, molecular function: calcium ion binding. Gene Ontology annotation, cellular component: endoplasmic reticulum membrane; endoplasmic reticulum.